GUAAAGGUACAUCAGAUAAUGGCAUCUGUGGCCAAACCCCAGUCCCACUGCUGGGAAGGUCUGUGGAGGGACUGCAGGGCCUGGUAAGAAGCCCGCGGGGGAGUGUGCUGCUGGCUCCUCUACUGAGGCCCCACCGGGGAGAGUCCAGCACCCCAAAAUUCGCCUGUGUCUGCUGUCUCUUGGCCAUGAGUGAAUUCCCAUCUUUGAUCCCUAUGGGGUCCUUGGGGAUCCAAGUAAACAGACGCCCCCAGAGCUCCCCAGAGGAGGUUCCUGCAGCUGCUUCAAAGCCUCGACACAGCCUGGGCAUUCUCCAUGUCUCCUACAGUAUCAGCCACCGAGUUGGGCCCUGGUGGGACUUCACAUCUUGCCGGCAGCGGUGGGACAGGCAGAUCCUCAAAGAUGUCUCCUUGUACAUCGAGAGUGGGCAGAUCAUGUGCAUCUUAGGGAGCUCAGGCUCGGGGAAAACCACGCUGCUGGAUGCCAUGUCCGGGAGGCUGUGGCGCACGGGGACCUCUGGGGAGGUGGUUGUGAACGGCCGGCCACUGCACAGGGAGCAGUUCCAGGACUGCUUCUCCUAUGUCCAGCAGAGCGACACACUGCUGAGCAACCUGACUGUGCGUGAGACACUGCACUUCGUGGCACUGCUGGCUGUGCGCCGCAGCUCCCAGGGCUUCUUCCAGAGGAAGGUGGACGCAGUCAUGGUGGAGCUGAGUCUGAGCCAUGUAGCAGAUCGACUGAUUGGCAGCUACAACCUUGGGGGGAUUUCCAGUGGCGAGCGGCGCCGGGUCUCCAUCGCAGCCCAGCUCCUCCAGGAUCCCAAGGUCAUGCUGUUUGAUGAGCCUACUACAGGCCUGGACUGCAUGACAGCAAAUCAGAUCGUUGUCCUCCUGGCAGAGCUGGCUCACAGGGACCGCAUUGUGAUUGUCACCAUCCACCAGCCACGCUCUGAGCUCUUCCAGCUCUUUGAUAAAAUUGCCAUUCUGAGCUAUGGAGAGCUGGUUUUCUGUGGGACACCAGCGGAAAUGCUUGAUUUCUUCAGUGGCUGCAGUUACCCUUGUCCUGAACAUUCAAACCCUUUUGACUUUUAUAUGGACCUGACAUCAGUGGAUACCCAAAGCAAAGAACGGGAAAUAGAAACCUGCAAGAGAGUUCAGAUGAUUGAAUCUGCCUACAAAGAAUCAGCAAUUUAUCACAAAACCUUGGAGAAUAUUGAAAGAACAAAACACCUGAAAACAUUACCAAUGGUUCCUUUCAAAACCAAAGAUUCUCCUGGAGCUCUCUCUAAACUGGGUGUUCUCUUGAGGAGAGUGACGAGGAACUUAAUGAGAAAUAAGCUGGCGGUGAUGAUGCGUCUUGUUCAGAAUCUGAUCAUGGGUUUGUUCCUCAUCUUCUAUCUUCUGCGGGUCCAGAACGAUGUGCUGAAGGGUGCUGUCCAGGACCGUGUGGGGCUCCUAUACCAGCUUGUGGGUGCCACCCCAUACACAGGCAUGCUCAACGCUGUGAAUCUGUUUCCUGUGCUGCGAGCUGUCAGCGACCAGGAGAGCCAAGACGGCUUAUACCAGAAGUGGCAGAUGCUGCUGGCCUACGUGCUGCACGUGCUCCCCUUCAGUGUCCUUGCCACCAUGAUGUUCAGCAGUGUGUGCUACUGGACUCUGGGCUUAUAUCCUGAGGUUGCCAGAUUUGGAUAUUUCUCUGCUGCUCUCUUGGCCCCCCACUUAAUUGGUGAAUUUCUAACUCUUGUGCUACUUGGUAUGAUCCAAAACCCAAAUGUGGUCAACAGCAUAGUGGCUCUGCUCUGCAUUGCUGGGAUACUUGUGGGAUCUGGACUAGUAAGAAACACAGAAGACAUGUCCAUUCCUUUUAAAAUCUUCAGUUUUACAUUCCAAAAAUACUGUUCUGAGAUUCUUAUAGUCAAUGAGUUCUAUGGACAGAAUUUCACUUGUGGCAGCUCAGAUGGUUCUGUGACAACUAAUCCAAUUUGUGCCUUCACUCAAGGAAUUCAGUUCAUUGAGAGAAUCUGCCCGGGUGCAACAUCCAGAUUCACAACAAACUUUCUGACUUUGUAUGCCUUUAUCCCAGUUCUUGUCAUCCUAGGAAUAGUUGUUUUUAAAAUAAGGGAUCAUCUCAUUAGCAGAUAGUAAAGAACAUUGCUGCGAAAAUGACCUUAAGCCCUAGAUGUGCAGGACUAUUUUGAAUGUCUGAAAUAAGAAAGCCACGUGUUUUUGAUAGUACAUCUUAAGUCUUUUAACUCCAUCUGUGCCCCUCAGAUCCAUGCAGGCUUUGAAUGAUAUUCUGACCUGCAGGGACAUGUGCUAUUUGGAAAUUGUGAGUGAGCUGGUCCAAAAAUGUAAAUAGUAAUAAUUCAUAAAGUUAUGAGAGACUAGUGUGACUGUUUUUCUUUGUUCUAGACACAGAAAAAUAGGUCAGUUAAAAAAUUAUGUUUACAGGGCACCUGGCUGGCUCUUUGGUGGAGCAUGCGACUCUUGAUCUCAGGGUUGUGAGUUCGAGCCCCACGUUGGGUGUAGAGACUACUUUUAAAUAUAAAAAAAAUUUUUUUUAAAUUAUGCUUACAUUUGAUACAAUAUUUGUUAAGAAUAUUUGAGUGGUUAUUGACUGUAAGUAACAAAAAAAAGAGCAUUGUGGGUUUGAGUGAAGCAAAGCAUCCUGCAAAAUUGGGGGUGGGUGGGAAUGCUUUAUCAUUGAAAAACCCAUAUUUAUGUGUACAUGUCCACAUGAGGGUCUGAGUUACCCAGUCACACUGAAAGGAUGUUGGACAGAUGCUGCAUGAUGAAGACCCUGAUACAGAGCACUUGAUGAUUUUUUGGGAGAUAAAAUGAAAACCUGCAGGAAUGGGCUCAACUGAGAUCACAGCAUACCAGACAGACCUCAGAGAGGAAACUGAGAGAAGAACAGGGCUGGUCACACAGGCCAUGUCACAAAGAAUGAGUGAUGUGAUACCGAACUCACCACGACCACUAAACCUUCAAUACUCCUGUCGUGAGCACAAGCAGAGGGAGAAGCAGGCUCCCCGCUGAGCAAGGAGCCCGAUGCAGGACUCAAUCCCAGGACCCUGGGAUCACGACCCAAGCUGAAGGCAGAUGCUUAACCGACUGAGCCACCCAGGCAUCCCAAGAGGAUUUUCUUUACACUGUAAUUCUUCAUGAUUGCUUUAGAGAGCCAUUUUAAAAGUGAAUGCAAAACGAAGAAAGGUUUCCACCUUGCCUCUUAAGAACUUCUAAAGUUUUCGAUCGUAGGUGGACCACAGUCUUAAAACACUUGAAACAGCAUCUUCGAUAAAGGACGGGCCCCUGAAGGUGAAAGGCUAGUGCUGAGAAAAAUAUCCUAGUUCCUGCUCCCGUGGAUGGCUGUGUUCAGGUUACCCUUGCAACAGUGUGACGGCCCAAGUGACACAGCUCUACAAAUCCCACCCCAGAGGCUGUCGGGGCAUUCAAUUUAUAGUGCUUGCUGUAAAUUUGGGUUCUGCACAUUGUCUAGUUUUAGAGAUCCGGGAAAAUUUUAAGUAUCAGGUCAUGAUGAAUUUGCCAGCUUUUGCAUUCUUACAUCAGACUUAUUCUAUCACAAAUGGCGCUAGCUGGGCAUAUAUGGAACACAGUCUCCAUUUUUAACCAUUCUCCUGAGAGAUCCUGUGUUUGCACACUUUCAGACUGGGUAGUCCUGAAUUUUUCAGGUACAAGAAGAGUUUAAGUAUGUCUGAAUAGUCUAACAAAAAACAAAACCAUUUAAAGAAUCCCACAGACAAAAGAAUAUUGUGAAACGGUCUCCCUAGCACCAAGGUAAGAACUACCCAUCUUCAACAUAAAGUAAACUGGAAAACCCAAAGAGGAUAUGUGAACAUUAUGUCAUCUCUGGGUGGUGGAAUGAUUUAAAGUCCUUCUUCAUGAACAUCAGAAUUUUUUUUUUUAUAUAGUAAAGAUGUAUUAUUUCAGUUUUUUUUUUAAGAUUUUAUUUUUAAUCUCUACACCCAGCAUGGGGCUCGAACUCAUGACCCCAAAUAUCAAGAGUUGCACAUUCUACCAACCGAGCCAGCCAGGCGCCCCUUCAAUAAUUUUGAAAGUAAAAAAAAAAAUUAAAUACAUUGAGAAAAAUCUAUGGAAUUCUAGAGGUAUUUUGUGAUAAAACUCAAGAUGAGAUAAAAUAAAUGUUGAG
Molecule: messenger RNA, 4167 nt
Organism: Zalophus californianus (California sea lion)
Lineage: Eukaryota; Metazoa; Chordata; Mammalia; Carnivora; Otariidae
Gene: ABCG5
Product: ATP binding cassette subfamily G member 5
Biological process (GO): cholesterol homeostasis
Cellular component (GO): plasma membrane
Molecular function (GO): ABC-type transporter activity; ATP hydrolysis activity; ATP binding
Source: RefSeq, a predicted model, not a curated record